UUGUUAUUUUGAAUGGCUCCUAUUUGGGAAGCCGCUUAGACCUGCCCCAAGUCUGCGUGUGUUUUCGAGUAUUUCCUGGGGGAGGAACCAAACGAUGGCUGAUUCCAAAGGAAGAGCUUGUGGUACAGAGUCCCUAUCAUGUUAUUAAAAACCACGGCGGGCGAGCACCCACACUGAAACUUGUUGUGAAAGGCCUGCAAUUUUGAAAGCAGACUUCACCCCGCCUUACCUGGAGAUCUCAGCACUGCUGUGCAUCUAGACUUAACUAUAUCGUUUUGCAACAAGGAUUGCGUUACCAUGGAACCUAGCAGCUGCCAACUUCACAGUGCUUUGAGGCGCUCAUCAGAGCUUGGGCGUGCAGUCCUGAAGCGUGCUCGGAAUAGGAGAGUACAUUGGUCGCCAGAUGAUCCGUCAUGCGGUGCAGAAAGCGAAUCAGUAGAGUCUUCAGUUCAGAAAGAUGAGGCUAAACAAGAAUGGAGUGACAUUGAUGAAGCUUUUGCUUCAGUUCUACAAUGUUUGGCUCAUGCUACCAGACAGUGUAAGCACUAUUAUAAGGAUGUACCUCUAAAUGAAACAGACAAAUUGGAAGAAAACCAUAUUCGUCGAUACCACAUGGGGCCAUCAAUAACCAAAGUUCCUGUUAGAUACACUGAUAAGGUUCAUAUUCAAGUUGCACCAGGUUCUUACGCAGUGACAGCAAAAUCCAAAAUUUCAGAGAGACAACAGACGCGUGUGAUACAUUUGGGUCCAAAUCAGACGAUCAAUCUUGCCUUUCAUGUCUGAAGUAUGGGCAAGAAAGAUUUGGACAGCUUAUGACAAUAACCCAGUGGCCCUACAUUUAUUUUCAUUUAGGGACAUUUGGAACUUUGAAUAUCUGCACAAUGGUCAUCUUUUACAAUUAAAAUAUUUUUUCUCUGAACAUUUGAGAACUGAGUGAAGCAACCAUUUUUUGAAGUGUAAUGUUGCUUAGUUCAUUUGAAUGUAAUACAGUUUUAAAAUGGAACAUAAUUGAAUUAUAUAAUGUAUUUUAUUAUGGUUUUAUGUGACAACUUUUAUUUUUAAUACAGCUCUUGUACUUUUAUAAAAGUGAUUAAUUUUCAAUAGACUUGACCAAUAUUUGUUUUAAUAACCACUUUCAUAAUGUGACAAACGGAUUGAAUGUGUUUUCUUACUGCCACAAUCAGUGUUUUGCAUGGUAAAAUGUUUAUUUUCCUGCUCUUUGUAUGUAUUCCAAUUAAAUAUCAGCAUGCUUUUGUGAAUUUUAAAUUAUUAUUUUAAAUCCUCAUAGUUACCUAGAAUUGAAUGAGCCCCACCCACUCAGUCACAGAAACACAGAUUGGAUGCAAAUAAAGAUGUUUGUACUUUGCAGCUUA
Molecule: messenger RNA, 1373 nt
Organism: Chiloscyllium plagiosum (whitespotted bambooshark)
Lineage: Eukaryota; Metazoa; Chordata; Chondrichthyes; Orectolobiformes; Hemiscylliidae
Gene: akip1
Product: A-kinase interacting protein 1
Biological process (GO): regulation of non-canonical NF-kappaB signal transduction
Cellular component (GO): nucleoplasm
Source: RefSeq, a predicted model, not a curated record